Scutellospora calospora is the source of this 1899-nucleotide messenger RNA. The record is from the annotation of a GenBank genome assembly. NCBI's taxonomy places the organism in Eukaryota, Fungi, Glomeromycota, Glomeromycetes, Diversisporales, Gigasporaceae.
AUGACUUCGGAUUACCGGAAAAAACUCAUUAAAGCAGGAGUUGUAAAUUACUGGAACCGAAAGUUGGUUUCUAAAAAUAUUGGAUUGUAUAAUUGUCUUCGUCAGAUCGAUAAUAAGUUGGUUUUAAAGCUGGAAGAGAGGCCACUAGUUCAUGCAAUCUAUUUUCAUUAUGUCUCAAGUCUUUCCCAGGAGCAAUCGAUAAAUCAACAGUUGCGAAACAAAGUUCAGGUUGAAUGCAGGGAUUUUGCGACAAUAGCAAACUCCUCCGAAGUGACGGGAUUCUGGGAAAAUAAGAAAGAAAGGUUCUAUAGACAAACGUUAGAUGAUCAUACACGAAAAGAAAAGUUGUAUUUGAGUUCCACUCAUCUCGCGCAGUUACAAGACGAAGUUGUCAACGAAGAGAAGGAUGAAUUUUAUACUGAAGAUAAUGAAUACUAUGGAGAUUCUACUAUGUCAACAACGAGUACUCAAGCAUCGAUUGAUGUUUCCAUGCCUACAACGAGUACUCAAGCAUCGACUGAUGUUUCCAUGCCUACAACGAGUACUCAAGCAUCGACUGAUGUUUCCAUGCCUACGACUAGUACUCAAGCAUCGAUUGAUGUUUCCAUGCCUACAAUAAGUACUCAAGAAUUGAUUGAUGUCUCUAUCCCAAAUGAAGAUUCAAAGUUUGUUGAAAGGAAUGAACCGGAGAGUGUAGGACGGAUUAAACACUGGACUUUAUCAAGUGGAACCGAUGUAGGUCAAGUAUUAGCUGACUAUAGAUGCAAAAUUCCCGAAUCACAAAAAUGUCUUGACCCCGUUUAUUGGGGAAUUCUCGAUCUUACAGGCUCCCACCAAGAAACAAAACAAUUAUUCACUACAGAUGAUUGGACUGAAAUGUUGAAAAGCUUCGAAGACGAGAUAGAGAUUAUUAAAGAAGACAUACCUGACGUUAUAUAUUUGUUUUUCGACGAAGUACAACAGAUUGUAAAGAAUAAUGAAAAUGGUGAAGGCAUUGCGACAGCAAUUGACGGGAUCUCUUUUCGGGAAAUAGAAGAAAAGUACAAAAUCACUCUCAGUUCACAAGAUAUAGCUUAUAUGAUUGAAAUAAAGAGAGCGGUCCUGACAUACGCGGAGAAUUUGCUCAAUAUUGACUUGCCGGUUUCAGAGUCUGAUUUUGACAACUUGUUUACAAAUAUGCUUACGAGAAGAUUUCUUGACAAGACCGAAUUAAAAAUGGACGCAGGGGAGAUCUGCUCCUGGGCUUCGGCUAAACGACGUAAUGAAGGUCGCUCAAUCACACUUCGUGCUCGAGUUGGGCAAAAAUGCUAUUUCCGAGGGAUGCUAAAACAUAGUAUCAACAAACUAGAAGCGAUAAUAGGCCUCCGAAGUGGCGGUCUUCCAGAAGCUCAUUCAAAAAAAAAUUUUGUGGACUCUAUUGACCUAUCUAUAACAAUGAGAGACAUCCUCUAUACAUUUUUCAAUUCUAAUACGAACGCUCCGGAUGAAGACUUGCACAAAAUGUUUGUUUUCGGAAUCAAAUCAUGGGGCUGGACACAUCAGAUUCUUGCAAUGGAUUGCAAGGGAACAAAUAUUUGUAGGUUUGGAACUUUGUGCACAAUAGCCUUACCAAAUUCUGCAAAGACUCUUGCAUGUUUGGAAAAGUUCUAUGUAGAAAUGAAAAACAUCAAGGCUACUCUAAACUCCAUAUGCAAUAAAGCCAAUGAUAUUGCUCUAUCGCAUGCUCGAGCACACAGACUACAUAGAAGAAAACGAAACGAAGAAGACCAAAUAGAAAAUGCUGAUGUUGAGGUUGGGGGUUGUUUUGGUAGUAUAAAAUCUUUAGCCUACAUAAGUUCCCCUUAUGUUAUCAGCUUAUACAAUAUGGAAUUUGUUUUUGGUGGUGCUUUUCUUUACUGA